UGUUGGUAUUCGAUAGCUGGUCCAUCCAACACGGGACAUGUCGGAGUUUGUUCCGUUCUCAGGUGUUCCCUUUUCUAUGUCUGCGGAUGGCAAGCCGACGCGUCGUCGAGCCUCUUGUUCGCAACCGGCUGCACAGGAGCCUGCGCCGACUCCAGACCUGGGCUCUGUCAUCCACGUGGAUGACGACACGCCACCGCCUGCAGGAGAGUCGAUUCAGGAGUCAUUCGACGAGAAUAUCAAGACCCUGACCAACGUCGGGACCAUCGUGUCCUGCUGGGACAUCGCUCCGACGAAGUACAACUCCGAGCUGCUGGAGGACAUCGACAACUUGAAGCUGAAGAUCGCAGAGACCCAGAGCAUGUGCGUCGGGGUCCCGCUCACGCGCGUCUUGGCCGCUGCUCUGCAGGAGAAGGUGGCCAAUAUCACCAAGGAGUACUCGGAGAUGCGGACGAUCAUCAAGAACUACACCGACCCUGCGAAUGCUAAGGGCAUCAAGCGCUUCGCGAGUGACCCUGUCUCGCCCCCGAAGUCGAAAGAUGCGAAGCAGGACGUCCCUGAGACGCAGGACGACUCGCCUGUCGAGGACUCGAAGCUCCCUGACACGCUCCCUGACACGCUGCCGCCGUGGUAGGUGUUGUUGCCUGUUUUAGGCAUUGAU
Molecule: messenger RNA, 658 nt
Organism: Prorocentrum cordatum
Lineage: Eukaryota; Dinophyceae; Prorocentrales; Prorocentraceae
Source: the annotation of a GenBank genome assembly